This is a messenger RNA of Hyla sarda, 6843 nucleotides long. RefSeq names its product collagen type V alpha 2 chain (gene COL5A2). NCBI's taxonomy places the organism in Eukaryota, Metazoa, Chordata, Amphibia, Anura, Hylidae. Gene Ontology annotation, molecular function: protein binding; extracellular matrix structural constituent. The record is from RefSeq and is a predicted model, not a curated record. Gene Ontology annotation, cellular component: collagen type V trimer. Bases 144 to 4619 code for a protein of 1491 amino acids. The transcript is spliced from 54 exons.
AUUUAAAGCUGCAACACUUCAAAAAAGGUCUUGUUUGCAGACUUUGUCUUGGAGCUCACAGGGAAGAAACAUAAACUGAUAGCUUAAUGGUGCUAAGAAGAUCCUAACAAAAAGGAGAGCCACAUGUCUAUUAAGUAGACAUUAUGAAUUUAAUACAGAAAAGGAAUUUAAUAACUUUUACACUUUUAAUAGGGCACUUUCUAGCUGUGCAAACUCAAGAUGAAGAAAGUGGAGAAGUUGAAGGCAUUGUCUGCAAACAGGGUGAUAAAAUUUACAUGAAUCAAGAUGUUUGGAAACCCUCCCCAUGUCAAAUUUGUGUAUGCGAUGGUGGUGCCAUCUUGUGUGAUGAAGUUCCAUGCCCAGAUGUUGUAGGAUGUGAGAAUCCUGAAGUCCCUCCUGGAGAAUGUUGUCCAGUCUGUAGAGGCUCAUCUGGUGGUCACACAAAUAGCCAAGGUAGAGGAGUAAAGGGCCAAAAAGGUGAACCUGGUGAUGUUCCUUCUGUGUCUGGAAUUCGAGGACGCCCAGGACCUGCUGGACCGCCAGGCUCUCAAGGACCAAGAGGAGAAAGAGGCCCAAAGGGUAAACCUGGUUCAAGGGGUCCUGCUGGAAUUGAUGGAGAACCUGGUAUUCCUGGUCAGCCUGGUGACCCUGGCCCUCCUGGACACCCUUCCAUUCCUGGAACUCAUCCUCUGUCUCAUGUGCAAGGUGGAUUUGAUGAGAAAUCUGGGCUUGGGUCUCAAGUUGGUCUGAUGCCUGGUUCAGUGGGACAAGUUGGACCAAGAGGUCCACAGGGUCUACCAGGCAACCCGGGUGGCAUGGGACCUCCUGGCCCACCAGGAGAACCAGGUGAAUCAGGAAAUAUGGGUCCCGUUGGUCCACGAGGGCCUGAAGGACCUCCAGGAAAGCCAGGAGAAGAUGGUGAAGCAGGAAGGGCGGGACAAACAGGUGAAACAGGAUUCCCAGGGUCUGCAGGAGGCAGAGGAUUUCCUGGUGCCCCAGGACUCCCAGGAAUCAAAGGACAUAGAGGUCAUAAAGGACUGGAAGGCCCAAAAGGAGAGCUUGGAGCAGCUGGAGCAAAGGGUGAAUCGGGUCCUACUGGUCCAAUGGGUCUAAAUGGCCCACCGGGACCAAGAGGAAUGCCAGGAGAAAGAGGGCGUAUUGGACCUCAAGGUACACCUGGAGCAAGAGGUGCCAAUGGACUUGUGGGACUUGCUGGGCCAGUGGGUCCAAUAGGCUUAAGUGGUGCUGCAGGAUUUCCUGGUGCUCCUGGUAUGAAGGGUGAAGCUGGUCCAACAGGUGCACGUGGUCCUGAAGGUCCUCAAGGUUCAAGAGGUGAAACAGGUCCCCAGGGUCCUGCUGGAUCACAAGGUCUCCCGGGCACAGCAGGGACUGAUGGAAGUGCUGGAGCCAAAGGACCAACUGGAGGUCCCGGUGUUGCAGGUCCACAUGGGCUUAUAGGACCACCUGGAUCUCCUGGACCUCAAGGAAGUACUGGAGCACCUGGAAUCCGAGGCUCAGUGGGUGAUCCAGGUGUCCCUGGUUUUAAAGGGGAAGCAGGACCAAAAGGUGAACCUGGUCCACAUGGUCCACAAGGUGCAAUAGGUCCACAAGGAGAAGAAGGCAAAAGAGGUCCCCGUGGAGACCCAGGCUCACAAGGCCCUCCAGGACCAGUUGGAGAAAGGGGUGCCCCAGGUAAUCGUGGGUUUCCUGGAUCAGAUGGACUCCCUGGACCUAAGGGUGCACAAGGAGAGCGAGGAGUAGCAGGAGUUUCAGGCCCUAAAGGAGCUACUGGAGACCCUGGUCGUCUUGGAGAACCUGGUCUUCCUGGUGCUAGAGGUCUGACUGGAAAUCCUGGAGUCCCAGGUCCAGAAGGCAAACCAGGACCAUUGGGAGCUCCUGGAGAAGAUGGGCGCACUGGUCCACCUGGUCCAAUUGGAAUUCGUGGUGAAACUGGAACUAUGGGGCCUGCUGGUCCAAAAGGCAACAGUGGAGAUCCUGGAAAGCCAGGAGAACAAGGCAGUGCAGGAGUACCUGGACAAAGAGGAGCUCCAGGAAAAGAUGGUGAAGUUGGUCCUUCUGGUCCUGCUGGCCCACCUGGACCUGCUGGUGAAAGAGGUGAACAAGGUCCUCCUGGGCCUACUGGAUUUCAGGGUUUACCAGGUCCACCUGGGCCUCCUGGAGAAACAGGAAAGCCAGGAGAUGAAGGAGUUCCUGGAGAUUCUGGUGCUGCAGGCCCACUUGGUCCAAGGGGAGAACGUGGUAAUCCUGGCGAAAGAGGAGAACCUGGGGCUUCAGGACUACCAGGUGAAAAGGGAAUGGCUGGUGGUCAUGGACCUGAUGGACCAAAGGGAAGUCCUGGUCCAGCUGGCACUCCUGGUGAUGUAGGACCUCCUGGUCUUCAAGGUAUGCCUGGCGAAAGAGGCAUUGCAGGAACCCCAGGUCCGAAAGGUGACAGAGGAGGUAUGGGGGAAAAAGGUGCUGAAGGAACCCCUGGUAAUGAUGGUGCAAGAGGUCUUCCAGGACCUCUUGGUCCUGCUGGUUCUGCAGGUCCUGCUGGUGAAAAGGGUGAACCAGGACCAAGGGGAGUUAUAGGACCAGUUGGAUCACGUGGAACUCCUGGUUCUCGAGGUGAAAAUGGUCCAACCGGUUCUGUUGGCUUUGCUGGACCACCAGGACCUGAUGGACAACCUGGUGUAAAAGGAGAGCCUGGAGAGCCUGGUCAAAAGGGUGAUGCUGGAUCUCCAGGUCCACAAGGUCUUUCAGGAUCUCCUGGUCCUCCUGGACCUCACGGUGUGCCAGGACUAAAGGGUGGUAGAGGAACACAAGGGCCUCCUGGAGCAACAGGAUUCCCUGGAUCUGCUGGAAGAGUUGGGCCACCUGGUUCUGCUGGAGCUGUUGGUCCUCCCGGUCCUAUUGGUGAACCAGGAAAGGAAGGUCCCCCAGGUCUACGUGGUGAGCCUGGCGCACAUGGUAGAAUUGGAGACAGAGGUCCUGCUGGCCCAGGGGGUAGUCCUGGUGAUAAAGGAGAUCCUGGAGAUGAUGGACAAUCGGGACCUGAUGGCCCGCCUGGUCCAUCUGGAACAACUGGUCAGAGGGGUAUAGUUGGCAUGCCCGGUCAGAGGGGAGAAAGAGGCAUGCCUGGACUUCCAGGUCCAGCUGGAUCUCCUGGAAAACCAGGUCCUACUGGUUCCCCUGGAGAUAAAGGCCCAUCUGGUCCUAUUGGUCUUCCUGGUGCUAAUGGUCCUGUUGGUGAACCAGGUGCAGAGGGUCCACAUGGAAAUGACGGUGCACCUGGACGUGAUGGAGCUCUGGGAAAGCGCGGAGAUCGUGGUGAUCCAGGACCUGAGGGUCUUGCUGGAGCUCAAGGUGCUCCAGGAACACCAGGACCAGUCGGUGCUUCAGGGGAAGCUGGGCCAAGAGGUGAACCAGGUUCUCGUGGACCAAUGGGUCCCUCUGGAAGAGCUGGAAAACGUGGCUUGCCGGGACCACAAGGACCUCAAGGUGAUAAAGGUGACAAUGGUGAACGUGGAGAAAGAGGACAAAAGGGACAUAGAGGUUUCACUGGUUUGCAAGGGCUACCAGGUCCCCCUGGUCCUAUCGGUGAUCAAGGAGCUACUGGACUUCCUGGACCUUUUGGUCCUAGAGGACCUCCUGGUCCAGUUGGACCUCCUGGUAGGGAGGGUAGUCAAGGAUCUUCUGGACCCAUUGGACCUCCUGGUGUUCGAGGUACUGUUGGAGAAGCUGGCCCUGAGGGUCCUACUGGUGACCCUGGUCCACCUGGUCCUCCUGGUCCUCCAGGACUUCUCACAGCUGCCCUGGAUGAUUUAAUAGGUGGCUAUGAUGAUACCAUGCCAGAUCCACUUCCAGAAUUUACUGAUGAUGAAGCUCAAGGGGAUGCUAAAAAGAAUGAUCCAGGGGUUCAAGCAACACUUAAGUCACUUAGUAGCCAAAUUGAAACAAUGCGUAGUCCUGAUGGCUCCAAGAAGAAUCCAGCUCGUACAUGUGAUGAUUUAAAACUUUGUCAUCCUACAAAGAGAAGUGGAGAAUAUUGGAUAGAUCCAAAUCAAGGAUGUUCAGAAGAUGCUAUAAAAGUUUUCUGUAAUAUGGAAACUGGAGAGACUUGUAUAUCUGCAAAUCCUUCCAAGAUACCUAUUAAAACUUGGUGGACUGGCAGAAGUGGAGAUAAUUUCAAGCCCAUAUGGUAUGGAGUGGAUAUGAACAGAGGAUCUCAGUUUGUCUACGGGGAAAGUGAUUCGCCAAAUACAGCUGUGACUCAAAUGACCUUUUUGCGUCUUUUAUCAAAAGAGGCUUCACAAAAUAUUACUUAUUAUUGUAAAAAUGCAGUGGGAUACUUAGAUGAAAGAAAUCAGAAUUUAAAGAAAGCCGUAAUACUCAAAGGUGCUAAUGAUCUUGAUAUUAGAGCAGAAGGAAACAGCCGCUUCAGGUACACAGUUUUGGAAGACACUUGUUCGAAGCGCAGUGGGAGCGUUGGCAAAACUGUGUUUGAGUACAGGACCCAGAAUGUGAAACGUUUACCCAUUAUUGAUAUUGCUCCUGUGGAUGUUGGAGGUGCAGACCAAGAGUUUGGAGUUGACAUUGGGCCAGUUUGCUUUUUGUAAAUCACACAAGGAAACAACAAACAAAGGAACUUAAACUGACUGAAGUUAUCCUGUGACUCUUGAAAACUAAAGCUGGCUUUGCACCAGCACUGUACAUACAGUGAUCCGUUAGUUUCCUUUUUUUUUUUACUAACUUCUUGGCCUUUCUUCAAAAUAUUUAUUUUCCAUUUUUAAGUCAUCUUAAGAGCAUAAAUAUAAUGAAUGAAUCAAUACUUUUCAUAGAGUUCACUAUAUCUGCUCUUCUCAGAAUAAAUCAACCAAAUUGAGAAAUGUAGGGUCAUAAUAAUUGUGGUUCCCUGUGUAUGCCAAGUGCCUUAAAGGUUUAAAACAACAGCUUUUUCCUGUUUGAUGAACUUCGUCUUUAGAACAUUGUGGGAAUAAUACAUCAAGCUUUCUAAAUUUGUCAUGGUUACUUUUAGCAUUAUGAUAUAAGCUAAAGUGACAAAAAUGUAGUUCUAAAAGUAGAUAAUUUAUGUGGAUUGACUUAUUAUAUUCAGUUUAAAUUACAGCUUGAAACUUUUUUACUUAAGUGCCAUUGGCUGUAUAUAUUGACUACAGAUUGGUAAAUAAAAGUUUGAUACUGAGUUCAGAUUCUAAGCUACAUAAAUGUAUCCAUAAACACCUGUAUUGUUGGUGAAAAGUUUACAAACUUCCAAAGCUUGAUGGAUUUCCGAUUUUGAUCCUAUUUUAAGUUGACUGUUAUUUUACAGAUUUUUUUUUUAUAUGAAUUAUUUUUAGAUGUUCUUUGGACUACAAAGAGCAUAAGACAAAAUAUUUAUUUACAAGGUAUAAAGACAAUAUAUGGUUUGUUGUUUUUAAGUCUUAAUUACAUCAGUAGCAUGUAACAAACUGCAUUGCUCACAAGGAUCAGUUACUGUUAUUUAGUGGAUUACAAUAUUUUCAUUUUUUACCCACAAAUUGUCAAGUGCAAAAUGAUUCAAAGUUUCUUAGCAUAAGCUACCUCAUCUCUUGAUGCUGGGAUGCAUAUACAAUAGUUGAAUUCUUGUUUGAUAUUAAAAGGUGCUAUGCUUUUGUUGUUCUUCAGAGAAGGGGGAGAGUCAGUAUACAUUUUGAUGGUGCUAAAUUCUUUUUGUAAAAACCUGAAUAAAUAAAAAUUGACAGCUGCCCAUAUAUUAUUUAUAAGUGGGCUUAGUGCGCUUUUUAAUGCAUACAAAACUCAACAUAACUAUAUAUAUAUAUAUAUAUAUAUAUAUAUAUAUAUUCAUCUUUGGCUGCUUAGCAGUGAUCAGUGACAAACACUGCAUUUAAAAGGAAGUAAACCAUUAGCAAUAACCAUGUAUAUUUGCAAAUAUUUUAUUUACUUCUUAUUUCUUGCUGCGUGUGGAAUAAAAAAAAAAAAAAGAAUAGAGAAAAAAAUACAGUCCACAAUUUAUUAAACUGUAGACAUAGCUUGGUGUCACUUUUAUUGUGGUAGGGUAGUGUUUAAAGCAGAUUGUGCUGGUUAUUUCUUUAAUGCAAUGUAAAUAGGCGCUUCGAAACAUAAAAGCAUAUGCCUCCCUUAUCUCGUUAGGCUGUUUUCAAACUGUGCCAUUUUCCAUGUUUUUGAUUCUGUUCUCCUGCUAUUUUACCGUGAAAUUUUAUUUACAGCAAUGUGCACAAUCUCUGUAAAAUACCACAAAUUUUUUUUUGCUGCAGUUGCUGCAAUUUAGCCCAAAUCAUUGGUAAAAUCAGCAACCUGUGAACACAGCCUUAUAAAUAAUACAUAAUGGUUGCAUUUGGUGUUUUAAAUUCAAACAUAUGAGUAGCAUUCAGGGAAAGUUUAGGUAAAAAUCAGCUUUGGGGUAAAUGCAAUAAGUAUUGAAUUGAGAUUUUUGUUUAAUAAAAUUUAAAGCAAUUUCAUAAUAGUUGAUGCACAUUGUUACUUUGCAAGGGACCCACACUUUAAAUCGGUUAAUCUGUCACAUUUAUUCACAAGGGACGUUUCCUUUUACUAUAUGACAAAAAUUAAAGGGGUAAUCCACCAUAUGGGGAUUUUCAUACGUACCUGGCAGGCAGUAAUGGACAUGCUUAGGAAGGAUCUGCGCUUGUCUUGGGGCUAAAUGGCUAUGUUGUGAGAUUACCAUAACACUGUGACUAGCUUUUUGUGAACUUGUAUUUCCUGACUUUUCUUUUUUUGACUACAAAUCCCACAAUUCCAUUUUCCUCCCUCUUACACAUCAGCCACCCCACCCAUUGAAACAUAAAUGAGCUGCAUCCAUUAAAA